GGUCAGAAACGCUACUCCAAACGUGGAGAAGAAGGAGACCCGCAAGUCCAAGGUUGGUCGUGCCAAGAAGAGAUUGUUGUACAACCGUCGUUUCGUCAACGUUGUCACCGGUUUCGGAAAGAAGAAGGGAUACAACACCCAGAACGUUCCAAAUGUCUAAGCAACAUAGUAGCGUCGCGUCCGUCCCUCAGUAGUCCCGUGCCUCUCCGCUCAUUGCAACACUGGACACUCGAUCACGGAGGCCAGUCGGUCCUCAACAGCCCGUCUGUCCUCCACGUAAAUAAACAACCGGCUUUC
Acytostelium subglobosum LB1 is the source of this 297-nucleotide messenger RNA. RefSeq lists its product as hypothetical. The transcript has a single exon. The record is from RefSeq and is a predicted model, not a curated record. NCBI's taxonomy places the organism in Eukaryota, Evosea, Eumycetozoa, Acytosteliales, Acytosteliaceae. The annotation marks the transcript as partial.